Molecule: messenger RNA, 522 nt
Organism: Pelodiscus sinensis (Chinese soft-shelled turtle)
Lineage: Eukaryota; Metazoa; Chordata; Testudines; Trionychidae
Source: RefSeq, a predicted model, not a curated record
AGAAGCAAGUCCUGAUGGCCCUUGGGGAAGAACAAAGGAAGACAAACAUGGCACAUGCUGUGCAGGGGGAUACUGGUCUCAAAGGGAUUGCAGGAAUUCCUGGUUGGCCUGGCUUUGCUGUUCCCCCUGGAGUUACUGGUCAUAUAAGGCUAGCAGGAACUCCUGGAUUGAAGGGGAAUGUUGGUGUUCCAGGCAUUAAGGGUCAAGAAGGUAACAAGGGUGAGAAAGGAGUUAAAGGACCAAAAGGAAGUGUAAGUAAAAACACCUUUUACCCUCUUGCUGUUAUGUCUUUAUCUCAGGAUGAUACUUAUACUGUGCUCAUCAAAGCUGUAUGCUAUUUCAGUUUUUCAUAGCAAAUUUGUAAUAAAGCCAGCAAGAACAAAUUAUAAUAGAUCAAAUGCCAUUCUAACAAAUCUUCACUUACGAAGUGUUACUAAAAGUCAAUUUUUUAUUUUAGGUUGGAGAUAAAGAGCCAACAGGACCAAAGGGAAUUACUGGUAAAAUAAUUCCCCAGGAGAGACU